Lindgomyces ingoldianus is the source of this 1793-nucleotide messenger RNA. RefSeq lists its product as uncharacterized. Lineage: Eukaryota; Fungi; Ascomycota; Dothideomycetes; Pleosporales; Lindgomycetaceae. Gene Ontology annotation, molecular function: protein binding; ATP hydrolysis activity. The transcript is spliced from 2 exons. The record is from RefSeq and is a predicted model, not a curated record. The annotation marks the transcript as partial.
GAUCACGAGCGUCGAAUGAUCGUAGAUUGGCUUACAUCGACCGACUACGCUACUCAACAGAGUGACUUCAUUGCCAGACGGCAGCAAGGAACAGGGCUAUGGCUGCUAAAUUCUGCGGAAUUUCGGCUGUGGGUUAAGCAUGCCAAGAAGACGCUCUUCUGCCCAGGGAUUCCGGGAUCCGGUAAGACGAUGAUCACCUCUAUUGUUGUCGAGCAUCUUUGGACAGAAUUUCGAAACGAUCCCAGUGUCAGCAUUGCCUACCUCUAUUGCAAUUUCCGGAGCCAACAGGAGCAAAAGCCUAUUGACUUACUCUCCAGUCUCUUGAAGCAGUUGGUUCAGGAACGGCCUUUUACGUCUGAGAAUAUCAAAAGUCUUUACGAAUGCCACAGGGAGAAACGAACCCGCCCCUCACUUGAAGAAAUCUCGAAAGCCUUGCACUCUGCCGUUAUGGACUACUCUAGAACUUUCAUCAUCGUCGACGCACUGGACGAAUGCCAAGCCUCUGAUGGAAGCCGCAGGAAGUUUCUCUCAGAGAUUUUUAAUCUCCAAGCUGAGACUGGGGUAAAUUUUUUCGCCACUUCACGGUUCAUACCUGGAAUUGAGAAAGAGUUUGAAGGAGCUGCAUCACAAGAGAUACGUGCGAGCGGUGAAGAUCUUGAGAUAUAUUUGGACGCCCAUAUAUCUCGCUUAUCAUCAUGUGUCUUCCGCAGCCGUAUGUUACCGGACACCAUUAAAGCUGAGAUUAUUAAGGCAGCUGACGGGAUGUUCCUCCUAGCGCAGCUCCAUCUAGAUUCAUUGAUUGAUAAAACGACGCCGAAAGCCAUCAGAAUUGCACUGCAAAAUCUUCCAAAGGGAUCGGGUGCAUUAGAUUGUGCCUACCAGGAAGCUAUGGAGAGAGUGGAAAGCCAAAAACCAGGCUUCCAUAAGCUUGCCAAGCAGGUUCUGUCGUGGAUUACUUGCGCUAAGAGGCCCUUAACUACUUUGGAGGUUCAACACGCCCUUGCCGUGGAAAUCGGUGCUUCAGAGCUUGACGAGGAAAAUCUCCCAGAGAUCGAAGAGAUGGUUUCCGUGUGCGCUGGAUUGGUCACAGUAAAUGAAGAAAGCAACAUUAUCCGCUUGGUCCACUACACGACACAGGAAUACUUCGAGCGGAAACAGAAAAUUUGGUUUCCAACUGCCGAAGCUGAUAUCACAAGGAUAUGCGUUGCCUAUCUAGCGUUCGAUGCUUUCGAAGACGGAUUUUGCCAAACAAAUACACAAUUCAAGGCGCGAUUAGCGUCGAAUCCGCUUUACGACUACGCUUCACGAUACUGGGGUCAUCACGCUCAGGCUGCUUCGAUAGAAGUAGAAGAGUUGGUUUUGAACUUUCUUCAAAGUGACGCUAAGGUGUGCGCCUGUAGCCAGGCACUGAUGGCUUCAAAAUACUACGGAAAUAAUAGCCAAGGAGCACCAAACCGAAUGACAGGAGUUCAUCUCACAGCACUACUCGGACUAAUGGGCACAACGGUGGUGUUACUCAGCAACGGAAAUAGCCCAAGUGUUGAAGAUGCUCAUAGGCGGACACCAUUAUCGUAUGCUGCAGAAUAUGGGAACGAGGCAGUCGUCAAGCUGUUGCUUGGGGUGUCUGAUGUCGACCCAGACUCUAAGUGUAAAAGUGAACGAACGCCGCUGUCAUGGGCUGCAGAAAAGGGGCACGAGGCAGUCGUCAAGCUCCUGCUUGUGAGGGACGGUGUCAACCCAGACUCCGAGGAUAUAAUGGGGCGGACGCCGUUAUCGUGGGCGGCAGAGAGCGG